GUUUGUUGUUAAACUCAAAAAGAAAAGACUCAUAUAAUAAUAUAGUUUGAGUUUGUAGACAAGUUGUUGUAAUGUUACAAUAGCAUUUGUGGGGCUAAAAGAAGACCAAAAAAAUCUUUACUCUCUUCUCUCAUUGCACACUUUGUCACUCUUUUCACAAGCAUCUACAAGCUCUCAUAGGCCAAAGCUGCAGAUGAAGAAAAUCUAUAACAAAUUCAACAUCAACUAGAAGAGAAAAAAACAAGGCCACAAAAAAGAAUCAAACCCUUUAUAGUGGAUGUCAUAAUCAAGAAUUUUGAAGCAUAAACUUUAAAUCAAGUGGCAUCAAAUUGCACAUUAGAGAAAAAUAUCAAUAGAAGCAUUGUUUUGAAAAUUCUAAGGUAGAGAAACUAAUGGGAAUGAAGAGUACUGGUGGAGAAAUAGUUCAAGUUCAAGGAGGUCACAUUGUUAGAGCAACUGGCAGAAAAGAUAGACAUAGCAAGGUAUACACUGCGAAAGGACCUCGCGAUCGGCGCGUUCGAUUAUCAGCGCAUACCGCGAUACAGUUCUACGAUGUUCAAGAUCGGCUCGGGUACGAUAGGCCGAGUAAAGCUGUUGAUUGGCUUAUCAAGAAGGCUAAGUCUGCUAUUGAUAAGCUUGAUGAGCUUCCUCCAUGGAAUCCAAUUCAGAAUGCAGCACAGGAGUUUCAAGAGGAAGAGAAUAAUAACAAUAAUGGUUUAGAAUCAAGUGAAAUGGUUGUUGCUGCAGAAAAUUCAGAAUCUUCUGGUUACAAUUUGCAGCAGAAUAACCAUCAGCAUAGCCAUAAUCAUUCAGGGUUCAUUCAAUCAAGUAUUGAUAAUGAUGCUAUAGCGUUUUUUCCGACGAGUUCGGUUGGUGAUUCGAUGAAUUUUCAGAGCUAUUCUUCUGAUAUAAUCUCAAGAACAAACAACUCAACACAGGAUCUUGGUCUUUCUCUUCAUUCAUUCCAAGACAAUUCAGGUUCUAAUGAUCAAACACUUUUUUCUGGUUCAACUCAUGUUGGAUUUGAUGGUAAUUAUCAUAGGAUUGUGAAUUGGAACAAUGAUCAUCAUGGAACAGAAACUGAUAUGAAUAUGAACAUGAAUAUGAAUAGAACAGGUUUCAUGGUUAAUAAUUCGCCUGCGCCGUUUCUAGGCCAAGGUUCGGCCUUUUCCGCCCAUAGGGGGACCCUUCAGUCCAGUUUUUCGCCUUCGCUUCGUCCUUGGAAUGAUAUUCCAAUGGCGGAUUCGUCCGUGGAUCAUCAUAAUAACAAAUCUCAGCAACCAAUUCACCAUGGUUCGAUCUUUGGUAGCAGGUUUUUGUCUGAUGCUUUGACAGGUUUCGGUAUUCCUGCUAGAAUUCAAGGAGAAGAUGGAGUUGGUUCGGACCAGCCAUCAUCUUCUUCUAAUUCUCAUCACUAACCAGAAACAUCAACUGCAUAAUGCUGCAAUCUUUCUAUCAGGGGCAUUGUGUACUAGAUAUGAAAACAUGGGAAGAUUAUGAAGGACAGAAUGUUUGUCUGGUUGGGUUCAAGUUUUUUGUAACUUUAUUUAUUUUCUGUUAUUGCAACCAUUGACAUUGGUGUUUUUUAAGCAACUGAAAGUGUGUUUACUACUGGUUUUGAUUCACUGCUGCUAGAUAUACUUAAGCAUUAUGUAUUAUUUGAUGAUACUUUGCUCAAUUAAUAUAUGGAUUUCAGCAGGAUUUUGUUUUGA
Messenger RNA from Vicia villosa (hairy vetch), 1712 nucleotides. RefSeq names its product transcription factor TCP4-like. Gene Ontology annotation, biological process: regulation of secondary shoot formation. The transcript has 3 exons. Gene Ontology annotation, molecular function: sequence-specific DNA binding; DNA-binding transcription factor activity. The coding region runs from base 393 to 1418 and encodes 341 amino acids. Gene Ontology annotation, cellular component: nucleus. The record is from RefSeq and is a predicted model, not a curated record. NCBI's taxonomy places the organism in Eukaryota, Viridiplantae, Streptophyta, Magnoliopsida, Fabales, Fabaceae.